AUGCUGUACCGAAACACAGCAGUCCUGAUCUUCCCCCUCGUGGUGCUCACCUGGUACCUCAUCUCCCGCUCCCUCUCCCAGUCCACCCUCCACCCCGCCCCCCUCCACGCCGACACCGACACCGACACGGACCCCACUACCGCUCCCGUCGCAAUCAGCUACGGCACCGGCUCCCUCCUCGCCCCGCCGCCCGCCCCCCCUCCCUCCCCCUACGACCCCAGCAAGCACGCCUACGUCUUCUACGCCACAAACAGCGCCUACGCCUGCUCCGCUAUCGUCAACGUACACCGCCUUAUCAGCGACACCGCCACCUCAAACAUCCUUCUGCCCCGCCGCAGAAGGAGUUCUAGGAAGGCCCGACCGCCGCCCGCGCAGGGAGGCGGGACUGAGAUCUGCAUUGGAUGUCUUUUCCGUGUUCAGGCCGCCGAGCAAGGAGCGAGCUCCAGGGGACGGAACUGGUCCACCACAGCUUGCGCCGACCCGCGCGCAGUCGAGGGCCCAGUUACGUCUGUCGAGGACCAGCUUGACGAUAUUGUGGGAGAAGAGAGGGCGGAUGGGCGGAGGGUCAGAAUUCACGCGAAGGGAGUGGGGGGCACGGUGGACGAGGCCCAGCGCAGAAUGGGGAGCAGCGGUGAGCUGUAUCGGAGAAUGGCCGGCAUGGGGAUAGACUACCAUAUCAUCGCUGCCGCACUGGGGAAGCCAGUGCGGAUUGAUGUGGGGGGAAUGUCGGCGAGCUAUCACGAAGGCCGACGGACGCAUACCGUUGUUGGGGGGUAA
This is a messenger RNA of Morchella importuna, 777 nucleotides long. RefSeq lists its product as uncharacterized. The record is from RefSeq and is a predicted model, not a curated record. NCBI's taxonomy places the organism in Eukaryota, Fungi, Ascomycota, Pezizomycetes, Pezizales, Morchellaceae. The transcript has 4 exons. Bases 1 to 777 code for a protein of 258 amino acids.